Megachile rotundata (alfalfa leafcutting bee) is the source of this 2613-nucleotide messenger RNA. Its product is annotated as transmembrane protein 62. Gene Ontology annotation, molecular function: hydrolase activity. The record is from RefSeq and is a predicted model, not a curated record. NCBI's taxonomy places the organism in Eukaryota, Metazoa, Arthropoda, Insecta, Hymenoptera, Megachilidae.
AUUGUCGAAUAAUAUUAACUAAUUUGUGUCAUUUAAUGAGCACUCCUGCUAUAAAUUACACAUGCGCAGAAUGCAGUAGUUCUAUUACUCGACGUUCUGCAAUGAUUCGGCGGUGUCUUUAUUUUGAUUAAUAAUUGGCAAGCAUAUUGUAAAAAGAAUGAUAAAACUAUGAAGAAUCGAAAUCUUAAAUCGUCUUCCCACUUCAAUACAUUGUGCCAUUUCAGCUGUCAUAGCUAUCGUGAAAUAUAACCUAUCGCAUAGAAUUAGUAAACUUAGAAAUGCACAGGAGGUGGUUUUAUUAAAAAAAUCGAAUGUUUACUAAAAAAGGGAUAUAUGUUACUUUAAUAGUGCAAAGAAAGUUGCUGUGUAAAGCGUUCACAAAUUUCUGUCGAAAUGAAAAUAACGAAAUCCACUGUUAUUCUUUUGAUCUUUGUAUUAGUGUUAUCAAUACUUGUAGCAAAUGUUGCUGAUCUAAUUAAUGUUGAUACUCACGUGUUAGAUGAUACUAUAACAAACAAAAAUGUGAGAAAUGAAUGGUCAAACCCAAAAUAUUAUGAUAUUGGAACAUCCUCUGAUCAUUUAAUUUGGUUCUUACAGAUAUCAGAUAUACAUAUAAGUAUAUUUCAAGACCCAUUAAGGAUAACAGAAUUAAGAGAAUUUUGUAACAUUACAGUUGGCACUAUUAAACCACCUGUUGUACUUGCUUCAGGUGAUCUUACUGAUGCAAAAACCAAAGACAAAAUGGGAUCAAAACAAAUACUAGAAGAAUGGCAGUAUUAUAAACAUAUUUUAGAUGAUACUGAAGUUAGUAAAAAAACCUUAUGGUUAGAUGUGAGAGGCAAUCAUGAUAAUUUCAAUGUAGUAAGUCUUGAAGCAAGAAAUAAUUAUUAUUCCAAUUAUUCUAUUCAAGGAAAAAUACAUCCAAGAUCUUACAUGUAUACUGUGAAUGUUGGUACUGAAUUAUAUACAUUCAUUGCAAUAGAUGCUUGUUUGAAUCCUGGUCCAAAAAGACCAUUCAAUUUUGUUGGUGUAUUAGAUGAACAUGAAAUUAAAAGUAUGCAGGAGUUUGUAAAUAAAUCCCAAGAAAAUAAUGCAGAUUAUAUAAUAUGGUUUGGUCACUAUCCUACUUCAUGCAUACUCUCACAAACAAGUACAGGAAUCAGAAAUGUUAUAGGAAGGUACAAAGAAAGCAUGGCAUAUCUUUGUGGACACUAUCAUAUGCUUGGUGGAAUAGCUCCUAACAUGUAUACAAUACAGAGAGCAGGAUUUCUUGAAUUAGAAUUAGCAGAUUGGAAAGAUAACAGAAUGUAUCGUUUAGGAGCAAUAGAUCAUGGUCAAUUUUCUUUUAUUGAUGUGAAACAUAAAGAAUGGCCUGUGGUAUUGAUCACUAAUCCUAAACAUGCUUUGUAUAUGAUGCCUAGAAAAGAAAAUAUAAUGUCUAUUAUUAAAUCUACACAUAUUAGGAUACUGGCGUUUUCAAUCGCUUCGAUAAAAAUUGUUGAAGUUCAGUUAGAUAGUACAGCAUGGUUGAAAUGUGAACAUGUUAAUGGACCAUUGUAUGUCUUAAAAUGGAAUUCAACAGAAUAUAGUGAAGGAAUUCAUACUAUUCGAGCAAAAGUCGUAGAUGUAGAUGGCAGGGAAACAAUAGUGUUUCAACCAUUUGCUCUUGAUGGAUCUCGUUUAUCGUUUCGUAUUUUGCCUAGAAUUCUACUUAUGUCCAAUGUCAGUGUCAUUUUUCAGUUCUUAUUUGGAACAGUGUUAGUCUUGUUAGUAAUCCCAUUAUGUUUACUUCGUUUUCUUCAUAUAUUCUGCGAAAAUAAACAAAUGCAUCGACCGCGGUUCAAGAUAAAAUUUAUUCAAGCAUGGUUUAAAAAAUUGUGGAUAUUGUCUACAGUUGACCGCCUUUUUUAUCCAUUAGUACUGUACGCAUUAUAUUUAACAGUCGGACCAUGGGCAAUUGGUGAAAUAAUAGAAAAUCACACAGGAAUAAUUUUCGCUUGGGGAACAUUCGUCAAAAAUUCUUAUUUGCCUGGCGGUUUUACUUAUGCUUAUGGAUUUUUUCAAUUAUUUUCCUUCCAUUUACCGCUAAUGUUAAUCUUAGCGCACAGAGUAGAUAAACGCUUACAGAAUAUCAACAGACUUCAUGAGAAACACUCAUCUAAAAUAUGUUGCCUCUGGGAAUAUUUACCAAUUACGUUAUUAAUUGUAAUGCAAACGAGCAUGGCUUAUUUCUUUUGGUUAGCAUAUGGAACAUUAGCAACUAUAGUAUGCCCUUUACGUACUUGGAGCAUCUUUUUAGCAAUAAUGUUAUGGCAUCAAGUGAAUACGAUGCCUCAAUCAUGUCUAAGGUCUGCUGCGAAGAUAUGGUCCACACAUGGUUGAUAUAUACACUAACAUAUUCUAAAAAUGUGGUAGUAUUUAUUUUAUUUAGAUAGGCUAUUGUAAUAAUUUAUAUAUUUUACAAGCCAAUUUAAUUUGCUAUGUAACAUAAUACUCUUUUUUUCACAUAACAUGAAAGGUGCUUAACAAAGUCAUCAAAAUAGUUUCAAUUGUGUGUCUUAUUUCGUAUAUACUGAGUUAAUAAAUAGUCUUGUUGUUCCAUUAUAAAUUAAU